AUGAACCCACAGAUAUCAGCCUUCAUCACUGAUGAAGAUGAAGACCUGCUGAACUACUUGAUCAAUGUGGAGGUGAGGGAAGUCAGGCAUCCCUGGGGUUGCUGCACCAUUAGGUUGUACUUCUGCAGCAACCCCUAUUUCCAUGACUAUGUGAUUGUGAAGGAGUAUCCCAUCACCCUCACGAGAUACAAGGUGUCCCGUGCCACUCCCAUUCAGUGGUCCCAGCAUUGUGAACGAGAAGCCUACAACCACAGGCUCCAGGACAGCAGCCCCACCUACUACUGGUACUCUGACCACAGCGUGGCAGGAUUUGGCAGGAUGACUGAGAUCAUCAGCAAGAACCUGUGGCUCAAUACCCUGAAGAACUAUGAGAGGAUGAUGGCCCCCACUGAGCGGACAGGACGGACUCCCCGAGUGCACAAUCAGUUGCAGUAA
Messenger RNA from Myotis daubentonii (Daubenton's bat), 435 nucleotides. Its product is annotated as testis-specific Y-encoded protein 3-like. The coding region runs from base 1 to 435 and encodes 144 amino acids. The transcript has 7 exons. NCBI's taxonomy places the organism in Eukaryota, Metazoa, Chordata, Mammalia, Chiroptera, Vespertilionidae. The record is from RefSeq and is a predicted model, not a curated record.